GGUUUUUCACCCUCAUCGAUCGGUUUACAUAUGAGAGUCCCCAGGUCUCGAGUCCCCUGUUCUCUCUGCCACCCCCAUCCCCAAGUAGAUUAGGACGGCGGACUGCGAUCCGACUGCGCUGAACCUCACUCUGCUCCCCUCCCACCAUCCUUUUCUGCUUCAUCUCUUCUCGACUAUAUCACCGGCGGUCGGCCUCGGUGGUUCAUCAUGUCGACCCCCUCCACCGCGACUGCGACUCACCCUACGCAUCAUCAUCCUCAUCAGCAACCGUACCCAUACGUCCACCCUCCCUACCAACCCAAUACGUCUUUUCCGACCACGUCCGCUGCAGGGGCCGCUCGCCUGCCGACCUCCUAUCCCUACGCCGUCAAUCCCUCCACGGCCACCCUCCCUUUCGCUCAAUCCCCAAAGAUCCUGCCGACCGUCCCGACGCCGCCGACCACAAUGCCUCCCUCCCACAACGGGGUUGCCGCCGACACCCCGACACAGAACGGCCGACGGAAAAAUCCGGACUGGAACGAAUUCUACAAGAACGGCAUCCCCAAGGAGGUCAUCGUCAUCGAUGACACCCCUCCCCCGGAACAGUCCAAGGCGCCCUCGACUCGCAGUUUUGCGACAACCUCCACCGUGACGGCUCCCACCGCCGCCGCCUUGCCCCAGCCGGCGGGUAAGAGACGCCGCACCGGCAUAGAGACCACCUACGACCUGGGCUACUACGAUCGUCCCUCCUACUCGAUCAACCCGCAGCACUACGGCGAGGAAUCCUCCGCCGCCUCCAUAUCCACCGAUCGAACCACGUCCUUACAUACUACUGCACCCACGUCGCUGUCCCAAGGGAGUUCGGGGGCGAGCAACGGGGUGUUCUUUGAAGAUGCCAAUAUUGGCCAGAAACGCAAGCGUGUCGCCACGCGAAAGGCCGUUCGGGAUGAACAAAAGCGGCGGGAACUGGAGCACGUGGGUGAUGCGUUUUUGAGCUACGUGCCUCCUCCGAAGCCUCCCAUCAAGGCGAAAGAUGUUCCUGUUCCGGUUGUCCGUGACUACGUCAAUAGAAAUGAAAAGGUUGAUGAUAACGAUGGUCACUAUAUUGUGACUGCCGAAUCCCCAUUGACCGACCGAUACUCCAUCAUCAAACUCCUCGGACAAGGAACCUUUGGAAAGGUGGUCGAGGCGUAUGAUAAGCACCGCAAGUCUCGGUGCGCAGUGAAGAUCAUCCGGUCGAUUCAAAAAUACCGGGAUGCAUCGCGGAUCGAACUGCGAGUGUUGUCCACGCUCUCUUCGAACGAUAAGCAAAACCGCAACAAAUGCAUCCACCUGCGGGAUUGCUUCGACUACCGCAACCACAUCUGCAUUGUCACCGAUCUGCUCGGACAAAGUGUGUUCGACUUCUUGAAAGGGAACGGCUUUGUUCCGUUCCCCAGUAGCCAGAUCCAGAACUUUGCUCGACAGCUCUUCACGAGUGUAGCCUUUCUCCAUGACCUCAACCUCAUUCAUACCGACCUCAAGCCCGAGAACAUCCUCCUGGUCAGCAACUCCUAUCAGACCUUUACCUACAACCGAACCAUCCCGUCUUCCUCCCACGCCAUUACUCGCACUGCACGGCAACGACGUGUCUUGUUGGAUAGCGAGAUCCGUCUGAUCGAUUUUGGCUCUGCCACUUUCGACGAUGAGUAUCACUCGUCGGUCGUGUCUACUAGGCACUAUCGGGCCCCGGAGAUUAUCCUGAAUCUGGGCUGGAGUUUCCCCUGCGACAUCUGGAGCAUCGGGUGCAUCCUGGUGGAAUUCUUCACCGGGGACGCGUUGUUCCAGACGCAUGAUAACCUCGAACAUCUAGCGAUGAUGGAGGCGGUGAUCGGCGAGCGAAUUGACACUCGCCUCGUGCGGCAAGUGAUGCAAGGUGGACGAAGUGGGAGUCAGAACCAGUCGGCCAAAUACUUCAACCGGAGCCGACUCGAUUAUCCGAAUGGAGAGACUACCCGAGCGUCGCGCAAGUACGUACGCGCCAUGAAACAACUCACGGAAUUCAUCCCCACCAAUAACCAGUUCCACCGACAAUUCCUCGACCUUCUGCAACGCAUCUUCGUCUACGAUCCCAAGAACCGCAUCACCGCCAAGGAGGCUUUGAAGCACGCGUGGUUCAAAGAGUCUUUGGUGGAUGAUGGCACGGAAGCGUUGCGGAUUGGGGAACAGCUGCAGAGGAACCAACGCCAGUAGACGUGUAUCCGGUCAAUCUGGCACCGGUUCCCUGCGAUUGUUGUAUGGCUAGGAGGUUCCACUGCCCCCACCUUACUUUAAUACAGCUACAGUUACGAUAGAUGGUUUCUUUUGGUUAAUGUGCAUCCAAGGCAU
Messenger RNA from Aspergillus campestris IBT 28561, 2346 nucleotides. Its product is annotated as putative protein kinase (Lkh1). Gene Ontology annotation, molecular function: ATP binding; protein kinase activity. The coding region runs from base 208 to 2211 and encodes 667 amino acids. The record is from RefSeq and is a predicted model, not a curated record. Gene Ontology annotation, biological process: protein phosphorylation. NCBI's taxonomy places the organism in Eukaryota, Fungi, Ascomycota, Eurotiomycetes, Eurotiales, Aspergillaceae. The transcript is spliced from 6 exons. Gene Ontology annotation, cellular component: nucleus.